AUGACAUCAGUAGUGCCAACUUUGCAGCAGCAUCAUCCAGAAAGGUCUGAACCUAAUUAUAAAGUUGGCAACUCGGAACUCGAGCGCAAUCAAAGUGAAGUAUUGAAAAAGUUGAAAGAAGUUCAAAAAAAUGCUGAACAUGAAUCUGAAAUAUCGAAGCAGAAAACUCCGGAACCAAUCCCUAAUUCUCAUAGUGGAAAUGCUGACUUGAGUCAAGUGAAAUCUCUUGGAGAAAGUGUAGAAGUCUGUAUUCAAACUGACUUGAACUCAAAGGAUUCCAUUAGUACAGUUUAUGUUUCUGAUGCAAUUGAUAACAAUUCUAAGACAGCCAAUUCGGGAGACCUAGAAAUCAGCCUGGACGCGACAAGGAAAUCAAAUGUACCACUCAAUUUAAACGAUAAAUCUGUGCUAAAAUCUUCAGUAUUAAAUGAAUCAGAUAAGUGUUUAAACGAUAAUUUAGCAGAAAGUUCUGUACAUACUUUAGAUGAAGAUCACAAUGAAGAUAGAGUUGAUCCAAAAAAGCACUCGGAAUUAUGUAACAGUACUCAACACGAAAAUGGGAAAGAAGCGCGUGCGUAUCUAACGUUAUUUAGUUUUCAGGAUGAUCCAGAUCAAAGUCAUGAGUUGGAAAAUAAAACAGUUAAUAUAAGCUCUGAUUAUAAUUCAGAUCUAAAUUCCACUAUUAAAGAUGUGACCUCUGCAACUCCAACAGAACAUUCCGGUGAAAACGCAAAAUGUUCGGUAGAUGAAUCUUCAAGUCAAUGUGAGGGGACAAUCUUUGAAAGUGAAGAAGUUUCGGAGCAUAGUUCUAGGAAGGACUCUUUGCUUCCGAAAAGUGUCGAAAGUACACUACAGCAAAAUACCAGUGAAGAAAAUAAGGAUAUAGAUAAGUUUUCAAAAGUUAGGGAAAUAGAAGCUACGGUUAGCGAACUCGAGGGCGUUGCUUCAAAAGUUGUUGAAUUAACUCAAUAUUUGAGUUUUGAUGGAAAAAGGAACGUUACGGGAGAAGCCCAAAAAUCAAGUACAUCACCUAAAAAAAUAAAAGCUGAACAGAAACUCCACGAUAACGAAUCUUUUCCGUCUUCCAAUGCGUCAAUUGAGCAUUAUGAUGAAAAUAGAAUUGAAGCAACAAGUCAUAUCGAUAAAGAAAUAUGUAGUAAUCGUAUGAAUUCACUUGAAUCUGAUUUUGGUGCUUGUAACGACGAUUUUACUUCUGACGUUGAAGAAAGAGAGUCGUCAACGAAGAAAAUAAGUUUGAAUCAAAUUACGGUUCCUGAGAUUCGAAAAUCCCCAGAUACUGGUGAAUCGGAUCAAGAUAACGUCCAGUCAUUUGAAGAUAUUCUCGAAAAAACUGGUUUGCAAACUGAACUUCAUGUAAAUGGAAAAAACGCUAAUCAUCCUAUCAAGGACUCCAACGACACUUUUAAACAAUCUCAUGAAAUGUGCUCUGAAAAAGAUUUUACACAAUGCAAAGUUAGUCAAGCAGUUGAGAGCGAGAAAACUGAAGAAUUGAGAACAGACGUUAAUACUGAAAAGAAAAAUGACUGCAACGUGAUUACCGCAGACGCUGAACUUAGUGACAGAAAAGAACCUCAAAUUUAUGUGCAAGAAAAGAGUUUAUAUAUCCAAUCCGAUACAACAGGUAAAGAAAAUAUUUCUGAAAUGCAAGCUUCUAUACGUAUCAAUGAAACUCAAAGUUGUGAUUUGGAUUCCCCGUCAUUACUUUCAAGUUCAGGUGAAAUGAGUAAAACGGCUGAAUUGAAUGAACAUAAUAAAAAUGACAGCUUAUUAAAACUACCUGGAUCUGGAUCUACUAACAACCAGAGCAACAGAAGAAAUUCGAAUGUAGAUGCGUCUCGCAAUGAAUUCCUUCAAAGCAUUUUGGAAAGUGGCACCUCGUCAGUUGGAUUUGACUUGAAUGUAGAGAAAUUGAAUGCUUCUGAAAAUGAUUCUUUAAAGGAAGUACUUCUAGACUCUCAAGUAGAAGAUGAAAAGGUUUUUACUGAAGCUCAAACUUCUGAAAUACUUAUAUCGCAUUCGAACAUGAGUGUCCAAAGUGAUAGUGUAGUUGCAUUAUCUGAAGAAACUUUAAGUCAAUUUCGAGAACAUGAAUCGAUUGAAACAAACGAAUCAAUGCUUGCUUCAGCAGUAGAAUGUAAUGAAAUGGAAUCAAAUGAAGAAAACAAAAUAUCUAAUCAAAUUGCCCUGCCUCAGUCAAAUAUGGCGUGUAAUGAGACUUUCAAAGAUUUGGAUGAAGAAAAGGAAAAUUGCUGGCCACAACCUGUUAAGGAUCCGAUAGUUUGCGACAUAAAGUUGAGCUGUAGUUUUGACUCUCUCGACAGGAAAGCGGAAUUAAAUGAAACUUACAGCAAAAACUACACUGAUAACAGCGCAGAUUGUGCACAUUAUGUGGAAGACGAGACCAGUUUAUGUUUCGAAAAUAAGGAAAACUCUUUGAAAAAUUCGGACAAGGAAGUUAUUGGUACUCCUUUAAAAUUAAGUGAAAACAGAAGCGCUUCAGAUGAUUCGAUAGAACAGAAGAGAAAAAGCAUUGAAUGGCUAGGUACAUUUUCAGAGACUUUAAAUGAAAAUGCCCAUUCUUCAGAUCAAAAAUCGACAAUGGAGCAAAACGAAAUGCAAAAUUUUGAGCUGUCAACUUCACCUUUGAAAGUAGUACUUAAUGAUAGCGCACUUGUUGUAGAGGAAGAAGCUGUAGUUGAGAAAGUAGAUAUUCAAAGCGUUGAGCUAGAAAAUGAACCUUUGAAAGUACUAAGUAAAGAUGAUUUAGUUUCAGAGGAUAAAAUUAUAGCGAGUGAGGACGAAAUUCAAAGCGUUGAACAAGCAGGUACACUAUUGAGAGUACUUGUUUCAGAAGAACGUGUGGUAGAGAAAGAAGAUAAAACAAUGGAGGAAAAAGAAAUUCAAAGCGAUGAUAUUUUAAAUACACAUUUAAAAGCACUUAAUGAAAAUACACCUGUUUUAGAGGAAGACUCUGCAGCAGAGAAGGUAGAUAGGCACAGCCUUGAGCUUACAGAUACACAUUUGAAAGUAAUUUGUAAAGACUCUCUUGUUUCAGAGGAAGAAACUUUAGCGGGGGAGGACGAGAUUCAUGGUAUUAAACAUGUAGAAGCACAUUCGGAAGUACUAGAGAAAAACGCACUUGCUUCAGAAAAAUGCUCAGUAGAGAAAGACAAAGAAAAAUUUGAGCAUGCAGAUAAACAUUUAAAUAUAUCAAGUAAAGACACUGUGUCUGAAAAAUUCUUUACGAUGGUGCAAAAAGAGAGUCAGAGCUUUGAACAUGUAGAAAAACAUUCGAAAGUACUAGGUAAAAACGUACAUGUUUCAGAAGAAGAAAGUGUAGUCGAGAAAAAAGAUAAUAAAAGCGUUGAGCUUGUAGAUAAACAUUUGAAAAUAUCAAUUAAUGACACUGUUUCAGAGGAAAAUUCUAUAGUUGCACCGGAAGAUAUCGAAAGCGUUGAGUUCGCAAGUACAGACUUUAAAGUACUUGAUGAAAACGUAAUAGCUUCAGAGGAGAAAUCUGUAGUGACGAAGGAAGGUAUUCAAAGCGUUAGAAUUGCUAAAAAACACAUCAAUGUACUUAGUGAAGACGUUCUCGCUUCAGAAAAAUCUAGGGAUCAGCACGAGAUCCAAAGCGGUAAACACGCUGGUACAAAUUUGAAGCAAAUUCGUGAAAAUGCACUAACUUCAGAAGACGCAUGUGCAGUGGAGAAAAAUGUUCAAAGCAUUGAUCUUGUAGAUAAGCCUUUAAAAAUACGGAGUGAAGGCGUUCCUGCUUCAGAAGAGUCGGUAGAGGAACAGAACGAGAUUCAAAGCGAUGAACAUAAUUUUAAAGAAGAAUAUUUGGCUUUAGAGAAUCUAUCAAGUUCUAAUGAGUCAAAAGUAGACAAAAGUACAACACAAACCGAAAUCACAAUAGUUUCUAAAGAUUCAGAGUCGUUAACAAUAAGCAAAUUGGAAAAUGAGGGUUUGGAAGAACGCGGAAAAAAUAAACUAAUCUCAAACCAAGAUUUUGAUUUGCCAGAGGCAAAUUUAGAAAAACCAUUAGAAUCUAAAACUUCAAAGAAGCCAAUACGUGAUGAAAAUACCGAAGUUGAAGAAUCAGAAAACUGUGUUUACACUUACGAUGAAAUUGAUGCAGCUCCUACUAGGCAUAGAACUUUCCUCGAAACUGCAAUCAUAUCUAAUGUGUCAAAGGAAGAAAAUGCAGGUAUAGAAAAUAAUGAAGCCGCAAGCCAUGAUAAAAAGGUAGCUAAAAUUAAAAAUUUGAGAAAUUCAGGAGAAAGCCUGAUAUCAAAGCGCAAUGAUCGCUGCAAAAGUGAAGAACCGGUCGCUAGUUCCAGCAAAACUACUCCAAAACCAAUACAAGGGCGACGAUCUAGUGACAGCUUGAUGUAA
Molecule: messenger RNA, 4416 nt
Organism: Uloborus diversus
Lineage: Eukaryota; Metazoa; Arthropoda; Arachnida; Araneae; Uloboridae
Exons: 3
Coding region: 1-4416 (1471 amino acids)
Source: RefSeq, a predicted model, not a curated record